AAUUUGCCACGUAGGUGACGUCAUCUAAGACAACAUUGGAACAGCAUCGGUGAAUCAGGUGAAGUUAACGCCGUGGGGUCCGCUGAGGGGGCUCGGAUCUCUUGCUUGUGUCCAGGGAUCUGCCACUCAGGAACUGAGGUCCAGAGCCUGUAAUCUAAACAUCUGGGAUCCAGAGUGUGUGGAGACCAGGAGCAGCGGCAGGAUUUUUUCGAGCAGCCGGCCGUCAUGUUCGGUGACAUGGAUUUUGAAAUCGAAGAAGAUAAGUUGGGAAUUCCAACCGUGCCUGGGACUGUGACGCUUAAAAAGGACUCUCAGAAUUUAAUUGGCAUCAGCAUCGGCGGAGGUGCCCAGUACUGCCCCUGUUUGUACAUUGUGCAGGUUUUCGAUAACACUCCCGCUGCCCUGGAUGGGACGCUGGCUGCGGGCGACGAGAUCAUCGGCGUGACCGGGAAGUCCGUCAAAGGGAAGACGAAAGUGGAAGUGGCCAAGAUGAUCCAGGCUGUGAAGGGAGAAGUUACAAUUCAUUACAACAAACUCCAGGCUGAUCCAAAGCAAGGGAAAACCUUAGACAUCGUUCUGAAGAAGGUGAAGCACCGGCUGGUGGAGAACAUGAGCUCUGGUACAGCCGACGCUCUGGGCCUGAGCCGGGCCAUCCUGUGCAACGACGGGCUUGUGAAGAAACUGGAGGAACUGGAGAGAACGGCGGAGCUGUACAAAGGACUGAUGGAACAUACAAAGAGACUGCUGAGGGCGUUUUUCGAGCUGUCACAGACACACCGAGCGUUCGGCGACGUGUUUUCCAUCAUCGGGGUGAGGGAGCCGCAGCCCUCUGCCAGCGAGGCCUUUGUCAAAUUCGCAGAUGCUCACCGGAGCAUCGAGAAGUUUGGCAUCCGACUCCUGAAGACGGUGAAGCCGAUGCUCAGCGACCUGAAUACGUACCUCAACAAGGCCAUUCCUGACACUAAACUCACCAUCAAAAAAUACCUCGAUGUCAAGUUUGAAUAUUUGUCUUACUGUCUGAAGGUGAAGGAGAUGGACGAUGAGGAGUACAGCUGCAUUGCCCUUCAGGAGCCCCUGUACCGGGUCGGCACUGGAAACUAUGAGUAUCGCCUGAUUCUCCGCUGUCGGCAGGAAGCCAGAACGCGAUUUGCCAAGAUGAGGAAGGAUGUCCUGGAGAAGAUCGAACUACUGGACCAAAAACAUGUUCAGGACAUCGUGUUCCAGCUCCAGCGCUUCGUCUCCGCCAUGUCCAAGUACUACGACGAGUGUUACGCCGUCUUGAAGGACGCGGACGUGUUUCCAAUCGAGGUGGACCUGACCAAAACCAUGCUGAACUACAGUCCGAAGGACCUUUAUCCCGAUGCAGAAGAGGAGGAGGAAAACGGAGAGAAACUCUUCGACGAUGAAUAGAAUUCUUCUGGAAACCCUUAUUGUUAAAUAAGACCAAAGUAGGUUGCCUAUAAUUGGAUUAAUGCUCGUAUUUAUGUCUCCUGUGAUGAGACUGUUGUCCUGUCACAGGGAAUCCCUGUUGUACAGACAUUGGUUGUGUUGUUGGAAUCUGUUCUUGCCUCCUGUGUCACAGUUUCCAGAGGUGGCCUGUGUAGUACUUCGAUCUGCUGCAGGUCCACGUCCCUGCUCUCCGGGCACUGCGCCCUCACUCGGGCAGCCCCCAGCAGAAGAUCCAGUGAAAUCCACCUACCAGAAUCAGUCGUGGACCCUCCUCCGCAGUCUGCCCUCCCACUCUGUGUUUGGAGGAGGUGACGGUUUACUGCCUGUGGAGGUACUCUCUGUUCAGGCCUGUAUGCUGAUGCUAUGGCGUUUCCCCCAUUUAGUUCCAUGUUCUAGUCCGUGUCACAAUCACUGAACGCUGCAUUGUGUGGGUAUUGGGAGUGUUACUGAUGGGUGGUUUCUGUUGACAUGUUUCCACAUCAAUCUCUGUACUCUGGGUCUGAGAGAUCUCCCUGAUCUCUGCUCUUUGGGUCUGAGAAUUCCCACUGACCUCUGCACUCUAGGUGUGGGAAUUCUCCCUGAUCUCUCUACUCUGGGUCUGAGAGUUCCCCUUGACCUUGAGCCAAAUGGUAAACUGGCACUCUCCACAUUUUGGAGAGCAUAGGGGCACGUUGAAAAUAACAGACGAUGUCACUCCACCCUCACGUUAUAGAAGUGAACGGAAAACAGUGUGAACUCACCUCACCCCCGGAAUAUCAAGCACUCUAUGGAGCAGGGUCAGGAAUCCAGGACAUAAGAGAUCAGUGCAGAUCCGUGUUUCUGCACAUAGGGUAGAAACAGAGGGAGGACUCAGUAUCUGCUGCACUGUAUGCGGUGGAUUGAGAACCUUUCAAAUCCCCUGGUUGUUUUUGUGUGGGGCCUCCCUUUAAAACCUCGGGCAAAUGGUCACACUCAUCAUCACAGAAGUCGUAUAGCGGAUUAAGAAAAUCCCAAGUAAAAACUGGGUGUAGAAAUUAAUCUUCCUCAUGGGCACAACUACUGCACACAAAAAGGCCCUGGACUAAUCACUACACUACACUACACUAAUCACAUUUUUUAUUCUCCCCGCAUUCUUAUAUCCGCCCCAGAUUUUACCCCUCAACUAUACCAAGGCCAAUUUACAGCGACCAAUUAACCCACCAACCCGCUCGGCAGAGGGAUGUGGAAAGAAACCUGGUCAGAGAGAAUGUGUAAACUGCACACAGACAUCACGGUUAAACGUGGAACUCUGACACUUUGAGGAUGUGGGACCGUUCUCCAGUGCUGUGUUCCAGGGAUGUGGGCCGUUCUCUGUUAAUCACCGUAUUCUAAGGCUGUGGGACAUUUCAGUCCUCUACUCCAGACGCGUCCGUGUUUCCCGAUGACUUUUAAAUGCUCAGUUUUGAACAUAUUCUGCUGCUGCUUCCACAACUGAGGGUGUGGUGAAUGUUUUCCACCAGUUUGGUGAGAUCUCUCACAUCUUUUUUUCCAAUAAAAUCAUUCAUUGUCUCACGGUCACAGACUUCCAUCUGUGGGACUGAAACAGA
Messenger RNA from Hypanus sabinus (Atlantic stingray), 3014 nucleotides. RefSeq names its product protein interacting with prkca 1 (gene pick1). The transcript is spliced from 13 exons. Gene Ontology annotation, molecular function: protein kinase C binding; phospholipid binding; protein domain specific binding. The record is from RefSeq and is a predicted model, not a curated record. NCBI's taxonomy places the organism in Eukaryota, Metazoa, Chordata, Chondrichthyes, Myliobatiformes, Dasyatidae. Gene Ontology annotation, cellular component: neuron projection; synaptic vesicle; trans-Golgi network membrane. Bases 226 to 1410 code for a protein of 394 amino acids. Gene Ontology annotation, biological process: regulation of Arp2/3 complex-mediated actin nucleation; intracellular protein transport; positive regulation of receptor internalization.